Messenger RNA from Manduca sexta (tobacco hornworm), 1200 nucleotides. Its product is annotated as required for meiotic nuclear division protein 1 homolog. NCBI's taxonomy places the organism in Eukaryota, Metazoa, Arthropoda, Insecta, Lepidoptera, Sphingidae. The record is from RefSeq and is a predicted model, not a curated record. Gene Ontology annotation, biological process: positive regulation of mitochondrial translation.
UUAUCAAGACUUGUGUUACCUUCCUUGCGGGGUGCUGCUACGAAGUCUUUUCUGCACGGAGUAGCGCCUCCGAAAAUCAAAUUAAACUAUUCAAAUAGUAAUAUAUUUCGCAUUUUCCAGCAUUUAGUAACAAGAAACUACUCUAGCGAUUCGAUACAACCAACAGUAGCGUUGGAUAACGCCACAAUACCGUAAAAGAAGAUAGUUCAUAAAAAAGCGGUAGCUGAGGACCUAAGUCAGAAAGAGGGUCAUUAUUUGACUCUAGCGUAUUGCACCGCUGAUUGCUACGAUCUGAAGAGUUUGAAGGAGGCGUUGGUGCAGCAGAAACUGUACGAGCCUGGAACGUUGAAAGCCCAUGAAGUAGGUGAUGUUUUGGUAGCAAAUGCAGUGUACACAAUUGGCUCUGAACCCAGGGAGAUAAUAUUCUUCAGGGAAGGAGCUGUUGUGUUCUGGAACUGUACCGAAUUGGAAGCUAGCAAUGUGUUGGCAUUUCUGAAACCAUAUGAGAUCGAAAGUUAUCCAAGAGAAGUUGUAGAGAAGGAGAGAGAAGUGAUGACAUACUUCUAUCAACCAAAUGUUAAGAAGUGUCAUCUCCAAGAGUCAUGUUUUGUGAUGGUGCCCGAAAGGGAUAACUCUUUGGAAAGAUAUACAUUCAGUCACGCGAUGGUGCAGUCGGCGCGGCUGGGCGCGUGGGAGGCGCGGCUGGAGGCGCUGGCGUCCUCCGUGCGGUACCACACCGCCUCCAUGGAGAAGGAGGGGGCCGCUCAUGUCGAUAAAAAGGAGGUAGUCCGCAAACUAGGCGAGUUGUUCUCUCUCCGACACAGAUUGAACGUUGAAUCGGACAUGUUGGAUACACCAGACUUCUACUGGGAGGAAGAGGAGCUCGAGAGGCUCUACUCUAACACCCUCGCAUACUUCACCAUAUCUAGGAGGACCAGGGUAUUAAACGAACGGUUAGGCCACUGCGUGGAGCUUUUAGAGUUACUAUCAUCAUGGGCGCAAGACAGGCACCACAUCCGCCUGGAAUGGAUGAUCAUAGCGCUGAUCCUGGCUGAGGUAUGCUUCGAGCUGCUUCACAUCUUCGAGAGGAACUUGUUACGUACCGAUCACCGCCGUUACCCGAGCCACCAGCCGGCUUUCUUCAGCGACGUAGAAGAGAGCAUACCCAGGAUCUAUCCAUUAUCGACACUUAGCUCGUGA